AUGCCAGUCCCGGUCAAAGGGCCUCUGGAGGCAGCUCCGACCGUUACUGUAGCCUUGCCGGCCAACAAUGAUCAACUGGAUGCGCCGUAUACUACACCUUUCAUCAAAGAUGUCCGAUACCUUGGUUCAUACGACAAGGUCGAACAAGACUUGAUCAUAAUCCCCGGAUCUCCACGCAUAUGGACCCCACCUAGCGUCCCUUUUACCUUGAAGCCCGGGAAGGCCAAGGCGAACCGGCAUCACCGCAUAGAUCCCACCGCGCGCGACUUGCAUCUACUCUUCACGGCGGUCGAUGUGAUGGGCUCGCCCAUAUCAUGGCCAGACGUCGACAUUAUCUCCAAUCGCCGUGCCCUGCGCCUUCUUCUCAGCUGGGUGCAUGGUUCCCGAGACGCAUUCCGGAUAGAUCUGCAACCCCUCGGUGCCCGCACGCUCUUACUCUGCGAGGAGAAGAUAGACUUCAGUCACCAGAAUCCUGGAUAUGGUGUCGUAUUCGAGAACACUGCGACAACACCUAUGACUGGCACCGAGAGAGGGCUCGAGCAUAGCCGUAUCAUCCAAUACGACUUCAUGGGGCUCAACAUGGUCGUCCGCUACGAGGCAGACGCUCGCAUGUCAACACUCGGGAGAGCCCCUGACUACGCCCCUGCCUUUACACCGAACGCUCUCAGUCCAAAGGUUACUAGAGCGGGAGAGAUCGUUGCGCAGGAAGACGUCAUAGAGGUUAAGUCCGUCACAACCAAAGGCAGAGCCUCUACAUGUCCCAAUGGCAAGAUCACGGAUGCGACACCACAACUUAUCUUGUCCGCGACCCAGCGCCUUCAUGUCGGCUUACAUACCGCCGGAACCUUCUACGAAGUGGAAGAGCACCUGUGCGACGAAGAGGCCUUACUGAAGGAUAGGACUCGCGAGGUGGGAGAUAUGCGAAAGUUGCAACGCGUUCUCAGUACUUUGAAGGAGAUGGUGUGGAGGGGCGGCGUGGAACGCCGACUUAGCAUCGUACAUGGUAAAGGCGAGCUAACCCUCGGCCUCCAUGAGAGGAUCUCCACGGAAUCUCUUCUACCAGCCGCGUAUCAAGAACGCUUUGUCCAGCAAUCGGUCACGACGCUAAUACGAUGA
Peniophora sp. CBMAI 1063 is the source of this 1116-nucleotide messenger RNA. NCBI's taxonomy places the organism in Eukaryota, Fungi, Basidiomycota, Agaricomycetes, Russulales, Peniophoraceae. The record is from the annotation of a GenBank genome assembly.